Messenger RNA from Oryzias latipes (Japanese medaka), 1821 nucleotides. RefSeq names its product glutaminyl-peptide cyclotransferase (gene qpct). Gene Ontology annotation, molecular function: glutaminyl-peptide cyclotransferase activity; zinc ion binding. The record is from RefSeq and is a predicted model, not a curated record. NCBI's taxonomy places the organism in Eukaryota, Metazoa, Chordata, Actinopteri, Beloniformes, Adrianichthyidae.
AGGCUAGACUCUCGUGGGGAGGACACACAAACACAUGAUUCUCGGCACAGACAGAGCGCACAGUGUGGUUUGGGCAGCAGCCUCGGGUCCUCCCUCCUGCUUUCCACAUGAUCUGAAAGCUCCCUCAGGAGGGGCAGGAAUGUGGAAAGGAGCGACAGCAUCGAUAGCUGACCGAAGCCACAGUCUCUCCACAAUGCCUUUCUUUUCCACUCUUUUUAUCUGCGUGACAUCCAUCCUCCACACCUACGGGGUCCCUUGGACUGAAGAAAAGCUCCACCACACAGCUGCUACUCUGACAGACGAUGAGAUCCGAGCUGCCUUAUCUCACACUGAUCUGGAGCAGAUGUGGCAGAGGGACCUGAUGCCGCUGCUGGUUACCAGGUACCCGGGGUCUGCAGGCAGCCAAGCUGUCCAGGAACACAUAAAAACAACCCUCAGCUCUCUAGGAGCUGGCUGGGAAGUGACAGAGGAUAAGUUUGUGUCGCACACACCCUACGGCCCCCUGCCCUUCACCAACCUGAUCGCCACACUCAACCCUUCAGCCAGACGCCGGCUGGUUAUAGCCUGCCACUAUGACUCCAAGUACUACCCGCCUCAGUGGCACGGGAGGGAGUUCCAGGGCGCCACCGACUCUGCUGUUCCCUGCGCUAUGAUGCUGGAGCUGGCUCGAGCGCUGGAUGAAGAACUGAAAGCUCACAAGACCCAGAACCCCAACUUGACCCUGCAGUUAAUCUUCUUUGACGGAGAGGAGGCCCUUUUCCAGUGGACCUCCACAGACUCUCUGUACGGCUCUCGCCACCUGGCCUCAAAGAUGGAAGCCACCCCCCAUUCUGAAGAGGACCCGGACACCAACCAGCUGCACGGCAUAGACCUCUUUGUGCUGUUGGACCUGAUUGGGGCUCCUGCUCCUCGGUUUGGAAACCAGUUCCCCAAUACAGCACCAUGGUUCACCAGACUGCAAGACAUUGAGAAACGUCUGCAUUCUUUGAACCAGCUUGAGGAGCAUCCAGACAGUGUGCAGUAUUUCUGGCCUGAUUAUCUCGUGGGUGGCGUCCUCGAUGAUCAUAUACCGUUUCUAAACAGAGGAGUUCGGAUCCUCCACCUCAUCCCCACCCCCUUCCCACCUGUUUGGCACACAUUUGAUGACAAUGAGCAGCACUUGGACCGCUCCACAAUUCAAAACCUGAACAAGAUCCUGCAGGUUUUUGUUCUGGAGUACCUGAAUGCUAGGCCUGUCAUACAAUCAACCCCACAUCAUGAACCAUGAUGGUCAUAUACUCUGAAUGUGUAUUCUCUUUUAUUUAAUAUACUCAUAUAUGCCCAUCAGAUGAGAUGCAGGAAAUGUUUUACAUAAACGUUGUUUUACAUACGAUUUUUUGGGAUAACUUACAUGAAGAUAAUGUGUUUUCUAAUAAUAUCCCCUUUGGUAAAACAAAGGGAAUUUGAUAGAAAGUAUUAGAACGCCAUCCAAUUCUGAGUUCAGAAUCCCUGAUUUUCAGUGCUGCCAGGGAAGGGAAACAAGGCCACACACAUAGAUGAUACUGAAGGUAAUGAUACACACGUGACAUGAUGGUAGACUGCAGUUUAUGUGACAUUUCCUAUUGCAAAUCUGUUCUGUGUUUAGAGAGAAAACCUGUCUGCUUUACAUCCUGUCAUCCUAGAGAAGCGAAUAACUUCCUGUGCUAACGCUUUACAAUACCUGCAUUUGGUUUAUUUGACCGUGUUAGAAAUAUUUUGGUAUAAAUUCCAGAAUAAUAUACUUAAAAAUAACAGGAUUUCCUGUAUCCCUGAGAAUGAAUAAAUGUUGAUUGAGAAAACUAA